AGCAUUCAUUUAACCCGGCGUCCUUGUAUUCGACGCUGCUCUGCCAGAAUCACCGCCACUCUCUUUGUAAUCAACACAUUUCCAGAACAAGCGAGUGAGAAAGGAGCCGUAACAUUGUCCAGUCUGUGUAAUGUCAUGGAUGACAGAUGGGAACUGGAUGAAAUAAACAAAUUGCCCAUCGCAGGAAGUAUUCCUCAUGGUGGAACAAGACGAGGCAGUGACAUUUCAAGCACUGUAACCCCUGAAUUUUGGGAUGACCAUUCAGAAGAGAAACUGCCCAGCUUCCUACCUCCGGAUUAUCUCAGGAUAUCAGAGGUGGAAAUGCGAGGUUCUGAAGAUGUUUCAACAGGAACUGUACUACACAGAUUGCUCCAAGAACGACUGCGGUAUGGCAACCCGAAUGAGAACAUGAACCUUUUGGCUAUCCAACAUCAGGCUACAGGACCAACUAACAUCACCGCAACUACUGUUUCAUCUACGGAAAACGUUACUCAAGAAGACCCACAAAUGGUAAACCAAUCAGCUCGACAAGAACCUCAGGGGCAAGAGCAUCAGGUGGACAACACUGUUAUGGAGAAAACCCUGAGGACUGCUCAACCCCAACAAAAUAACGAAGAACUACCCACUUAUGAAGAGGCAAAAGCUCAAUCCCAAUUUUUCAGAGGUCAGCAGUUAGUACCGGUAACUGCCGGAUUUUAUGUUGCCGAGGUUGUGGCUAAUCACAAGUCCAAAACGGAGGGCAGGCCAACAGUAAGUCGUGCCAACAGUGGACAGGCACAUCAAGAUGAGGCUCUCAAAGAACUUAAGCAAGGUCAUGUGCGCUCUAUGAGUGAGAGGAUAAUGCUGUCUCUAGAGAGAAAUGGAGCUAAGCAGCAUCCAACUACCUCAGGCAGUAUAAAAGGACUUAAAAAUGGAUCACCUUCUCCAGCCUCGGCUUCAGGAAAAGGAGCGGAGCAGAGAGGGCCACCCCCGGACUAUCCUUACAAACUUAAAGUGUCAACAUCCAUCAGUAAAAUACAAGACCAAGGGCCCUACAGCGACCAGCAGCAUAAUUCUGUUCAAGAAGCUACAAAGCACAACCCUGUUCAUCAGAAAAGCAGAGCCGAAGCAUCUGCACUUCGAUACCAGCAGCCUCCUGACUAUUAUGGAAACAGCCGACAAUGCCAGCAGUUCUCCUAUCCCUCUCUACCUUUGCGGCAUCACAGCCCGAUGUCCUCUCAAGCUUCCUCGAUCAGUGGUUCAUUGCACUCAACUCCCUUGCCACUGCUACCAAUGGGUAUGUCUUCCCACACUCCACCACCACCUUCGCCAAGCCAGCAGCUCCCACCUGAGGCCUUCAUGUUCGUGGAGAGGGCUCAACAGAUGGUGGAGAUGUUGACCGAAGAGAACAGCAGUCUGCGACAGCACCUGCACGCAUGCUAUGAGAAGGCUGACAAGCUUCAAAAGUUUGAAAGUGAAAUUACAAAAAUUUCUGAAGCUUAUGAGAGCCUUGUCAAGUCAUCCGCAAAGAGGGAGUCAUUGGAUAUGAAGAUGAAAUGCAGGCUGGAAUCCGAAAUACGGAGAUUGCAUGAUUUUAAUCGAGAUUUGAGGGAUCGACUUGAAACGGCCAACAGGCAACUGGCCAACAGAGACUAUAACGGGCAGGAAGACACAUCAGAAGAGGGCAAUUAUGCAUUAAAGAACAAAGAACACUUGAGAGAGAAGGAGAGGCUGGACAGGGAGUUGGCAGCUCUCCGUACUACCAAUGAAGAUCAGAAGAGGCACAUUGAAAUCUUAGAACAGGCGCUCAACAAUGCCCAGGCAAAAGUGGUUAAACUUGAGGAAGAGCUGCGAAUGAAACAGGUGUACGUAGAAGAGGUGGAAAAGCUGCAGCAAGCUCUGACCCAGCUGCAGGCGGCCGGUGAAAAGCGGGAGCAGUUGGAAUGCCGUCUGCGAAUGCGUCUUGAGAGCGAGUUAAAAACGCUGCGUGCACAACAGCGACAAACAAAUUGUCAGACGCCAAACUUGCCAGAACACAAUACACCUGCCCUGAUGGAUUUGUUAAGGAAGAAGGAGGAGACCAUCUUGGCUCUGGAAGCAGAUAUGACCAAGUGGGAGCAGAAAUACCUGGAGGAAAGCACAAUGAGGCAUUUUGCCAUGGACGCGGCUGCGACAGCUGCCGCUCAGCGUGAUACAACAAUCAUAAGCCACUCACGGAAUGGAAGCCACAAUGAUAACUCUUUGGAGGUCCGCUCAUGGCACGAUGAGGAGGAGAUCUUACAAGCCAACCGGAAGUUUCACGACAUGGAGCACACGAUAAAAAACCUUCAUGCAAAAAUCAUUGAGCAGGAUGCAAUGAUUAAAGUCCUUCAUCAACGAUCGCGAAAGGAUCAGGGGAAAAACGAUGGCUCCAGUUUGCGCCCAGCCCGCUCGGUUCCUUCCAUAGCAGCAGCGGCGGUAAUGACAACGCCCGCUGGUACUCAUUCACGGCAGACCUCUCUCACCAAUAAUCAGGCAACGGAAGACAAGAGGGAAGAAAAGGUUCGUAAGGGAAGCACAGGAUUGCUGCCGGGAAAAGACCAUCCUGAAAUCCUUUUGCCUUCUUUAAUGAUGCUUCCACCGCCAUCCUUUUUACUGCCACCACCAGCUCCGAUUCCGCCUGCUCCGACUCUGCCAGUGACAGCCUCGCAUGCAAAAACAGGGAGCAAAGACAACAGCACCCAGACAGACAAGAACACAGAGCUGUUUUGGCCAAACAGUCUCCCUGGCAGGGGUCGUAUAAAUAUGACUCCUUCUAGUAGUCCCCUAUUACGACACACUGCAGUCAAAGUCAAGGAAUGCGAGAAAUCUGAUAAUUCCCCUAUGCUCGGCAAGACUCUGGACCUUAAAAAUAGAGUCGGCAACACUGCAAACAAGAGUGAUUUCUCUGAGCCCGAUAGCAUGAUGGAAGUACUUAUAUAAAGAUGACACUAGUACAAUUAAUCCCCAUGUUUUAAUCAGGACAAGUAAGCUUGGUUAAAUACUGCUUCAAGACUCAAAAAGUUCCACUGAUGUAUUCAGUGAUCCCUGAAAUGGAACCUUAUACGACCUUUGGAAGUCAUUGAGUGACGAAAGUAUAAAAAAAGACGAGCACUUUUGGUUUUAUCGUUCUAUGGGUACUUUUACGAUUUAGUUUUCUGCGUGGUAUUUUACAUUUCUGUCCCUAAAGUAACAUUAUAGGUUUGCACAGAGUGCACUUCUGAAUAGGGCCACGUUACGUGGUUAGGGUUAUUUACAAGUUCUACGUUUUAUUAAGCCUUGGUCGUCAAUGGCCAACAUAUGGAGGUCUUCGUUUCUAUAUUUCCGUGAUACAUGGCUGAAAUAUGACAAUCCCUAUGCAAAAAAAGUUGUGAUGUUUCUGGAAAUAUGCGAAAACACAUGCUGUUCUGUGUUGUGCAAGCAGUUACUAAACAAACCACCAAGCGAUGUUCCCACCAGUGGCAAUCCUCUAACUGUCCUCUGUCCCGAAAAUGAGACAUUUCAUUACCUAGAAAGGUCUUUUUUGGGAAGGGUAUUUUUAAUCAUUUUAUUGAACUGACUAAAGAAAGUGAUGCGGAGUAUAAUAUUUAUUGCUGUGAUAUUAAGUAGACACAGUUACAUAGUACGAUGGGUACAGCCGACUGCAAGAAACAUUGGUUCCAGAAAACAAUAAAAUAAAAUAGCCACUAUGAGCAAUGUAUAAACAAUGAAUAUAGUGUAGAAUAAUUACACAGACAGUUGUUUUAGACAUUUGGGUAAUAAGUGUGGAGCGUUUAUUUUGGAACCGGAAUAUGGUUUAUGGAGAUUGGAGGAAAAUAAAAAUACAAAUAAUUCUAUAUGAGACAAAUACUAUUAAUGUUAUUCAUCAAAUGUGAAUUGUCAGAAUUUGAUUAGAGGAUUUUUCUAAUUUUAGGUAAGAAACUAUACCUUGUUUUUAAAAUUCAAAAUAUUUAGCACAAAAAUUUUAAAUUGACAAAACAAUCCCCAACAAUUAAGCCCUGACAGGGUUAUUCACUAACAUGUGAAUAGCCGGUAAUUAAAUGUGAAUUUCAUAAUUAAAGGAACAUUAUAGGCACCAAAUCUUUAGCUUAAUAAAACCGUUUGAGUGUGCAAAUCAUGCAGUCUCACUUUGUUUAUGCAGCCCUAGUCACACCCAGGGACGGAUCCAGAACCCAAUAUUGGGAGGGGUACUGAAUGUUUAAAAUUGGGGUGU
Molecule: messenger RNA, 4210 nt
Organism: Pelobates fuscus (common spadefoot toad)
Lineage: Eukaryota; Metazoa; Chordata; Amphibia; Anura; Pelobatidae
Gene: AMOTL1
Product: angiomotin like 1
Exons: 14
Coding region: 136-2940 (934 amino acids)
Biological process (GO): angiogenesis; regulation of cell migration; hippo signaling
Cellular component (GO): plasma membrane; bicellular tight junction; cytoplasmic vesicle
Source: RefSeq, a predicted model, not a curated record